AUUUGUGAGACAAGUUUUCGCGGCGCAGCAACCCGCGGAGAACAUUCCUGUAGUCCCUUUUGAAGUGUGUCGAGAAAUAAAGGCGGAGGAUGUCCGGUGCAGCUCUGCGGUUGAUCCGCUGUCGGAGGCUGAGCACAGCUGGACCUGGAGUGAAGAAAGUGCUUCAGUCAAAACAUUUAAGGAAGGUUGCUAAGGUAACUGGGGCAGUUGUCUCGGGGGGCUGUCUUUUUAUCACUUACGAAGUGGUGGCCUUGGACAAGGCUGUGACCAUUGACACCAGUGCAAUUCUUCAGGAGAAGUACAAGUCUUACAUCUAUCUUAAAGCCACUCCCUCAGAUGAAAAGGAGAACCUCACUGCAGGGCUUACACACAAAGCAAGGAGGGAACUUCAUAAAGCAGCAAGGCGGUUCAUGGAAAUAUCAUCUAGGGUUUUGCUGCAAUCACUAGACGAGCACUUCAGCCAUGUUGAUGCAGACCCACACGAGGUGGCAUUAUGGGUCUUACUGAAGAGAACAGGGUCAGCCAAUAAAGCCAUCAGACUACAAGCUGUUCAGGAGCUUGCAGAAAAUCACCACUGGCACGACUACCAGUACCAGACAGCAGCCCAGGUUAUAGACCAGCGAACAGCAGUGGGCCUGGCCCGGACUCCUCAGGUAGACCUUCGAUUCUUCCUGCGCUCACCUGCACUGCCUCACCUGGAGGAUGGUUUGUCGGCAGAGGAUGGACUGAGGCAGCUGCUGGCGUCUCUGCCUCAGUCUGAGGUGGACAAAUGUGUUCAGUACUUUACCUCACUGGCCCUCAGAGAGAGCACCCAGUCCUUGGCAGCACAACGGGGUGGUCUGUGGUGUUUCGGAGGUAAUGGGCUACCUUACGCACAGAGCCUCACCUCGGUUCCCUCUGAGAAGGUGGAAUCCUUCUGCCUACAGGCACUGGUACAGCACUCAAAGGUCCAGAGCCACUGUGACCACAUAGUUGCCAACGGGGGUCUGCAGCUCCUCCAGAGGGUUUAUCAGCUUCGUAAAGACUCCCUGAAGAUUCAGAGGAACAUUGUCCGUAUCAUAGGAAAUUUGGCACUCAAUGAGAAUGUUCACCAGGCCAUAUCCCAGUCCGGCUGGGUAUUGGCCCUGGCUGAGAUGAUGCAGUCUCCUCAUGUCAUGCAGGCGUCUCAUGCAGCCCGCGCUCUGGCCAACCUGGAUAGUGAGGCGGUGAAAGAGAAAUACCAAGACGGCGUUUAUAUCCUUCACCCACAAACACGUGGCAACCAGCCAAUCAAGGCAGACGUGCUCUUCAUCCAUGGGAUUCUUGGGGCAGCUUUUAAGACGUGGAGGCAGAAGGACCCAAAUAUUUCAGACGAAGAGAAAGAGGCAGAAAGCAGGGAGGACUACACAGAGUGCUGGCCAAAGUCGUGGUUGGCUGCCGACUGUCCAAAUCUGAGAGUACUAUCAGUGGAGUAUGAUAGUCACCUCAGUGACUGGGUGGCAAAGUGUCCCGCUGAGAAUCAGAGGAAGUCCUUGGCCUACAGAAGUCGUGAGCUACUUAAGAAGUUAAAACUUGCAGGAGUUGGAGAGAGGCCUGUGGUUUGGGUAGCCCACAGUAUGGGAGGAUUGCUUGUGAAGAAAAUGCUGCUGGAUGCCUCAGAAGACCCAGAUAUGCAAGGACUGUUAAAGAACACCAAGGGCAUUAUGUUCUACAGCGUUCCUCACCAUGGCACCUUUAUGGCAGAGUACUCGGUCAAUGUCAGAUAUCUUCUCUUUCCCUCUGUAGAAGUCAGAGAACUUUGUAAAGACUCACCAGCACUGCGCAGCCUCAAUGAGAACUUCCUGAACAUGGCCAAGGAAAAGGAAUUCAAAGUGCUGAGCUUUGCAGAGACGCUGCCAACAAACAUUGGUCCCAUGAUCAAGAUACUGGUGGUACCACCACAGUCAGCAAAUCUUGGCAUUGGGGAGCUCAUCGAGGUGGACGUAGAUCAUCUCAACAUCUGCAAGCCAGAGAAGAAGGACUCAUUUCUUUACAAGCGCAGCCUUCAGUUCAUCCUGGAAGCACUGCAGAGCUAUAUCAGCCAAUAACUAAAAUAUAUGAACUUAACACACUGAAUAAACCUACUAUUUACUUGAAAUGGGGGGGACCACUGGCACAUAUCCCCUCAAAACUAAAUGAAAACAUAACUGCCUCUCCUUAAUGCACACUGACAUUAACAACCACUAAUGUGAUCAUAAUUUGAUUAGGAAUAUUUGAUAUCUUUUUUACAAAUUGAGCUGUCAGUUGUGAUGAAAACUUUUGCUCUCCUAGUCAUCCUCCUAGAUUGGUCUCUCUCACUAGUGAGUCAGAAUUUUUAAAGAUCAUUUAAAUUUUUUAAGAAUAUGAUUACAAAUGUCAGCUCAUUUAAAUUUAUUGUAGAUUUUAUUCUUUAUGGCACUUUUUUCCUUUUCAUCUUUUGAUUUACCAGCUUCAUUUUUGACACAAUAUGCUCAUACAAUAUUUAGUUAAAUAUGCACUGACAUGUAUUUGCCACACAGGCUCCAUAGUACUUUUGACCAGAGUGGUUUACGUUUUUUUAUUUUGUAAUAAUUCAUUUUAUUCUAACUACAGUAUGCCAGUCAUAUUGUCUGCCAAACAAUUUUCUUCCUGAACUUUACCUCAAAUGGAACUGUAUUAAUAUUAGUUCAGGUUGCUUUAUUUAUUUGUACUGGACUAACCAAGCAAUGGGUUAUACAUCUCCAUGUGUUUCUAGUCCACAUUGCCUCUAGCAAUGCUGACAAUGAAUAAAUAUAUGAAGUUGGA
Anoplopoma fimbria (sablefish) is the source of this 2781-nucleotide messenger RNA. It is a transcript of the gene serac1, whose product is annotated as serine active site containing 1. The transcript has 17 exons. Lineage: Eukaryota; Metazoa; Chordata; Actinopteri; Perciformes; Anoplopomatidae. The record is from RefSeq and is a predicted model, not a curated record. The coding region runs from base 90 to 2066 and encodes 658 amino acids.